AGUGUCUUCUAUUCCUUACGCGUUCGCUCAUCAAUGUCAAAGCAGACCGAUAGUAAUACACAGAACCAUAAAAUAUUACUGGGGACUUGACAGGUCCAGACUUCAUUCUAAAGGUUCUUAGACUUGACACAUGGGCAGUUAUCCAAUGUUUACCAUCUUCAUCAAAGGAAAAUAAAAUCAACUUGAUUGAAAUUCAUCAAACUGCACAGGAAUACAGAUUUGUUUAUACCAAAGGGAGUUUACCACAGUGUUGUUCCAUAUCAAGGAUCUUAUUAUAAUAUCUGGAAUUAUACGAGAGCCCGGGAACAGCGUAUGAGCCUUGUCCAUGGCUCAAAGGUUUGAGAAUGAUCUCCCGGCACACUACCCCGGGGGUGGGGGUCUGGGAGGGAUGCCGGACGGUAUGUACGACCGGUCCCUCCCAAACCACCCCCUUCAUCAACAGUCAUCGAUGCAUCAUUACCCCCCAUACUCCACCAACAGCUCUAUGCCCCCCGUUAACUCAUCUCAGGACUCGCAGUUAAAAAGAGAUAAGGAUGCAAUAUACGGGCAUCCAUUAUUCCCAUUAUUAGCCCUCAUAUUUGAAAAAUGUGAGCUAGCGACCUGUACCCCUCGGGAACCCGGAGUGGCCGGAGGAGACGUGUGUUCCUCCGAAUCUUUCAACGAAGACAUAGCAGUUUUUAGCAAACAAGUUUUAGCCCGGUCAGAAAAACCUUUAUUUUCCGCAAAUCACGAAUUGGAUAGCGUGAUGAUUCAAGCUAUACAGGUGUUACGAUUUCAUUUAUUGGAACUAGAAAAGGUGCACGAACUUUGUGACAAUUUCUGUCAUCGGUACAUCAGUUGUUUAAAAGGAAAAAUGCCGAUAGAUUUAGUGAUAGAUGAACGAGAGGGGGGAAGCACCACGUCCAAAUCUAGUUCGGAUAAUCCGCCGGAUCCAACGGAAGGGGUGGACCAACAGCGUCCUCCCUCCCAGAGCCUGACCUUUGGGCCACAGGAAGACACCCAGUCCUCGCGGUCUGGGGACACACCCAUUACACCUAGUCAAUCAAAUGCAACAUCAAAUUCAUCUCACAAUGCAGACAACAUCAGUGAAUCAGGGGAAGGUCUAGACAAUAGUGUCGGAUCAGGGGAGGGAACUGCAGAUGAAGAUUCUGAGGACCGUGCCAAUUCAAAACGUCAGAAAAAGAGGGGCAUUUUCCCAAAAGUGGCAACAAAUAUCAUGAGAGCUUGGCUCUUUCAGCAUUUAACACACCCAUAUCCCUCAGAAGAGCAGAAAAAGCAAUUGGCCCAGGACACCGGGUUAACUAUUCUCCAAGUCAAUAACUGGUUCAUAAAUGCUAGGAGAAGAAUUGUUCAACCGAUGAUUGACCAAUCAAAUCGAGCAGGCAAGUCACCUGUUGUUACUGUGUUCAAAUCACGGAGGUGUAAGUCUUCAACAAGUCAGUCUCCUCCCGAUAUCUCGCCAGCUCCAGGGGGCCAUGGAGGAUACAGUCCUGAUAGCAUGGGCUGGGAUGGGCAGGCAAUGGCCCACAUGGGCUCACACAUGCUGCAAGGUAGACCCGGAGCAGAUAUGUAUGACCCAAUGAAAACAGGCUAUCACCACAUGGAUGGCUCACAGAGAUAUGACAUGUUAGGCGUCCAGGGCAUGGGCGAUAUGUAUGGAGCACCCCCUGUCAGUGGCAGCAGUUCUUAUUCCCAAAUGUCGCAGUUACGUCCGCCCGUACACUCGCAAGCUAUGUUAAUACCCGGCCACCCUCACCACAUGAUGAUGGGUCAUGGGGCUCCAGGAAUGAGCCCUCACGCAAUGUCAAUGAGUUCUACCCAGAGCCCACCUCUACAUGGCAGCAUGGACAGUAUGGGAGCACAUAUACAGGACAUUCAUGCAGGGUAGAUGCAAUGACAGUGGCCCCACAUGACAUCAAACAAAAAGUAUUAGUGGAAGACAGGACUUCCUUUUUCACCGCCUAUCAGCACAUUAAAAAAUAAGAUUUAAUACAUGAAUGAUUUGCAGUUAAAAACUACAAAUCAUUCAGACAAAUUUUUUGUUUUGUUUUGAGACAUAAUAAUGAGAAAAAAAAUGUCACAGUGAUCUCGUUGUGGCCAAGUAUUGGAGGAAUGAAAUUCCUGGACGGUGGAACUCAGUAUGCUAGUCACAGACGUCGGUGCCGCUUAUCUGGAUCUACUCGUCUGGAUCUGGGCGGAGGAUGGCUGACGUCUCCGCUUCCUCUCAGUUUUUCUCAAUGAUCUGUAUGGACUUUUUUUUUUUUUUUUAACUCGCAGUAGGUGCAAGAAUCACUUGAUUUUUCAGAAGUAUUAGGUGCUGGGUAAUACAGCAUCAGAAUUUCUUGUGUUUUCCAAUAAAGUAUUAUGAUUUGGGGGCAGAUUUGAGCUGCCUGUUUUAUUUCUUUGUCACUGAUGACAUUGUCACAAGGAUACCUCAUCUUGUAUGCUAUAUAUAUAUAUAUAUAUAUAGUUCAAUGGCCAUGACUAAUUAUAUAAACAAUAAUUUACAUGCAUUCCAUUUCUUUGUGGUACUGGUUGUGGCCAUUUUUGUAUUUUUGUUCUGUGUCUUUUUUUUUCUAUCUCAAACAAAUCAAGUGUCAUUUCUUUUUCUAUUAAUUGAACAACAAAAUGCUAAUGAUCAAAGGACCAGACAUGUGGCCGUAUUAACCAAUCAGAAAUUGGGGCAUAGAAGAGAACGUAUCAUCACAGCCAAUCAAUUUGAAGCUUUAAUAUUACCUCAAUAUUAGAUUUCUGUUGUAAAAAAUAUGAAAGUUUAUUCAUUUAGAUGGUUUUGUAUUUAAUAUGGUGCAUGUUUGAACAGAGAAGUAUUUGGUGCAUAUAAUGGACUUGUACAUUAGGACUGGGAAUGAUGAAUGAAAUGAAAGAGAGGCUUGAAUCAAGUCAUGGAGUUUUACUUUUGUUUUCUUAUUUUCCUGUUUUUUGUUUGUUUAUUUUGUAACUGAGUAUUAAUAAAGAUUUGAUUUGUUGCCAAGUAACACACAAGAUUGUAUUUUGUUUGGUCAAAUCGGAAAAUUAAGGUUAUUUUCUUAAAAUGAUCAAAACUCCUGCUCUGCCAUUUCAUUUUCUCUUUGUGCUGCCACGUGGUAGAACAUUUGUGGUGUGGCCAAAUCAACAUUUCAACAGUAUUCGUUUUCCUCUUUUGUUGAUUUUUUUUUUGCAUAAUAAAUUAUUUUCUAGUAUUUUUUGAUUGAUGUUGAGUUUUAAGUUUGCAUUAAUUUAAACAAUUACACGUGAAACAAAGAAAAUAUUCCUAUGAUAUUUCAAAUCAUGGAAAGAUAUAAAUUAUGUAUUAUGAUGUACAUACAAAAGUAAAUUCUUGGUUUCACUGAUUUUUUUUUUCCAAUUGUUUUAUUUACUGCUGACUACCCACAAUCCCAUGGAUGAAUGUUGCCGGGGAUAUGACAAUCACAUGAUACAGCAACAAAAUCGGAUUGGCCAAUGAGUGUGUUCUGUUAUUUGUGUGUGAGUGUCUGGGUGAGUUGGGAGUUUGCUAAAGCUUGGAUGCUUAGUUCUAGGGAAUUUUUAAUGAGAUUGUCACGUAUUUGAGAAAAAAAAUUCCAGAAGAAAAAAAAAUAAAAUGUUGUACUAUGCUAA
Molecule: messenger RNA, 3615 nt
Organism: Saccostrea echinata
Lineage: Eukaryota; Metazoa; Mollusca; Bivalvia; Ostreida; Ostreidae
Product: homeobox protein Meis1-like
Exons: 13
Coding region: 326-1888 (520 amino acids)
Biological process (GO): animal organ morphogenesis; positive regulation of cell population proliferation; brain development
Molecular function (GO): DNA-binding transcription activator activity, RNA polymerase II-specific; RNA polymerase II cis-regulatory region sequence-specific DNA binding
Source: RefSeq, a predicted model, not a curated record